GCAUGUAGCCAAUGAAAGGGUAUGUGGGCAUCGAUCGUGGAGGGUAGGAUUGUCUUUUCAUACAGCCCUGUGUCUGGGCGUAGGGACGCCCGACCAGGUAUCGUUCUUUUUCCCUACCUCCAUCCUCCACACUCCACUCGGGAAAAUAGUCGAACACAGAGAAUGCAAAACUGCCGAUUCUAAAAAAUCCUUGCCGAAGAACUCAAAAAUCUUGAUUCGAAGCUUAUGACGAGACCUUUGUUGUAUGGUUCUGCAAAUUUAAUGCGAACCCUUCACCUUCUGAUGCCUUCCAACAUCGUCUCUGUCCAAUUCCAACUAACUGUUUUAAGGAGUACUGACCAACUCCAUUUCUCCACCAUAACUUCGAUUUCCAAAGCCCAUCGGAGAUGCUGUGGCGCAGUCAGAGCUUCCAAGCUGCAUCUUCCUCGAAGUUGCUGUACUGACUCAGUGAUUGUAGCUAAAGAUGGCAAGUACGGGAAUAAACAGGUUAUUAGUAUUACGCCUCAGCUUUACGAUUACAUGUUGGCCAAUAUUCGCGAACCAGAGAUUCUGCGGGAGCUUCGCGAAGAGACUGCUUCUAUGCGAGGGAGUCAGAUGCAGGUGUCUCCUGAUCAAGCUCAACUACUUGCAAUGCUUGUUCAAAUUCUUGGGGCACAGAGAUGCAUUGAAGUUGGUGUUUAUACUGGAUAUUCAUCCUUGGCUAUCGCCUUGGUCCUUCCAGAAUCAGGUCGAUUGGUCGCAUGCGAAAGAGAUGCAAAGUCUCUUGAGAUUGCAAAAAGGUAUUAUGAGCGAGCUAAGGUUUCUCACAAGGUGGACGUGAGACAUGCAUUAGCAGCAGACACUUUAAGGUCCUUAAUUGUGAAUGGAGAAGCUUGCACUUAUGAUUUUGCAUUUGUUGAUGCUGAGAAAAGAAUGUACCAUGAAUAUUUUGAGCUGCUCUUACAACUGGUGAGGGUUGGAGGAGUAAUUGUGGUUGAUAAUGUUCUUUGGCAUGGAAAAGUGGCUGACCCUCUGGUAAAUGAUCCAAAAACUCUCAGCAUAAGAGAAUUUAAUAAAAAUAUUAUGGAGGAUUCUCGUGUUAGCAUCAGUAUGGUACCUAUUGGAGAUGGCAUGACAAUAUGUUGCAAAAGGUGACCUAAUACAGAUAUGCUGGUAAUGUCAAGGUCCUUUGACCUUUUCUCCCAGAGGACCUUGGCUAUGUUUUGCAGCCUGCAAGAGAUUGUUAUUGAUGACAGUGCAUACAAGGGAUGUGUAACAUCCAAAGCUUCCUGAUAACUAUCAUCAAUAAUGGUGGGAUCUCCUGAGUGCUCGCUGUAGAGCUGAUGUGUUUUGAUUUAGUGGGGAGGGCUUUAAUUUCUGGAAAUGAAAAUACAUGAGUAUUCCCUUUCCGUCUUCUGGGAAUGAGAGUAAAAUCUGAUAACAUGAAAUUGUAAUUUUCUGGUGAAGACGGUGUUUCAUCCCAAGUUGGGCAUGCAACAUUAACCAACAUUACAGGGAAGCUAGCUAGCUCUUUUCCUGAUAUGCAAUUCAUUGCUUGCCUUUCUGUAAGUAGAUAUGUAACUUUACUGAAAGAUUCUGAAAUCAUCUUUUCAUCACAUUGACUGUCCUUGCAGGGGUUCUUGUAGGUUUGUCAAAUCAGCCUCUGUAGAAACUUGAAUUUAUAAUGUAAUAUGGACCAUAUUUGCCUGCUUGAAGAGCCUCUAUUUUUUUGGGUGGUGUCAAA
Molecule: messenger RNA, 1723 nt
Organism: Macadamia integrifolia
Lineage: Eukaryota; Viridiplantae; Streptophyta; Magnoliopsida; Proteales; Proteaceae
Product: O-methyltransferase MdmC-like
Exons: 9
Coding region: 226-1134 (302 amino acids)
Molecular function (GO): S-adenosylmethionine-dependent methyltransferase activity; O-methyltransferase activity
Source: RefSeq, a predicted model, not a curated record